GAACGGCCGGGCUGUGCCCUGGAAGCGGAACCGCGGCGGCGGGGACUUCCUGCCUCGGGAGGAAGGAGCGGUGGUUGAAGUUGCGCGUCGGGGUCUGCGCUGGCCCGAGGCACCGGCGGCGCCCGGGAGGAUGCGGCGGGCAGAGAUGAAGCCUGGGAAAUCAUCACAUCUAAAGGAUUUACUUGGAGUAAAAGAUCACUGACUUCUACCAUGGAAAAAUCAUGGAUGCUUUGGACCUUUGCUAAAAGAUGGCUACUAGCUUUGGCUUCCUGGUCUUGGAGUCUCUGCCGUAUUUGUCUUUUGCCCUUGAUAGUGACUUUCCACUUGUAUGGAGGCAUUAUACUCCUUAUAUUAAUAUUUGUGUCAAUAGCGGGUAUAUUAUAUAAAUUCCAGGAUGUUCUGCUUUACUUUCCUGAACAGCCCUCUUCAUCACGCCUUUAUGUUCCUAUGCCUACUGGUAUACCACAUGAAAACAUCUUCAUCAAAACCAAAGAUGGAGUUCUUCUCAAUCUUAUUCUGCUGAGAUACACAGGGGACAAUGCAGCCUAUUCUCCAACCAUCAUCUACUUUCACGGGAAUGCAGGCAACAUUGGCCACAGGUUGCCAAAUGCUUUGUUAAUGCUGGUAAACCUGAAAGUCAACUUAAUUCUGGUUGAUUACAGAGGGUAUGGCAAAAGUGAAGGAGAAGCAAGUGAAGAAGGCUUGUACUUAGAUUCUGAGGCCGUCUUAGACUAUGUGAUGACUCGGUCUGAUCUUGAUAAAACAAAAAUUUUUCUUUUUGGCCGUUCCUUGGGAGGAGCAGUAGCUAUUCACUUAGCUUCUGAAAAUUCCCACAGGAUUUCUGCCAUUGUGGUGGAGAACACCUUUCUUAGCAUCCCGUACAUGGCCAGCACUUUGUUCUCUUUCUUUCCGAUGAGAUAUCUUCCACUAUGGUGCUACAAAAACAAAUUUCUAUCCUACAGGAAAAUCUCUCAGUGCAGAAUGCCUUCUCUCUUUAUCUCUGGGUUGUCUGACCAGUUAAUUCCACCAGUUAUGAUGAAGCAACUUUAUGAAUUAUCCCCAGCUCGGACUAAGAGAUUGGCGAUAUUUCCUGAUGGAACUCACAAUGACACUUGGCAGUGCCAGGGUUAUUUCACUGCACUUGAACAGUUCAUCAAAGAAGUAAUAAAGAGUCAUUCCCCUGAAGAAAUGGCGAAAACAUCAUCUAACGUAACAAUAAUAUAAUUGAUAUUCUUCUUUGGGGUGGGGCAAGUACCUGCACUGUACCUUGAUUUGUGAUAAGUGGUAAAAGAAUGUCUGUUUUUAAAUGUAUGUCCUGUCUGUACUUGCCUAAAGAGUGAAAUUAAACUUGGAAAGGUCUGAUAUUUUAUUAAGGUGUUCCAGAUAACUUUUACAUUUGCAGCAUUGUAAAUGAACCAUUUUAUGUCUUUCUCAUACUUUUUUGGUAUCUCUGUCCAUAUAUUCCAUUUGUUUGAUAUGUACAACAGAUGCUAUUAAAGAAUCCUGCUACAAUAGUAGUACAGAAUGUAUUUAGAACAACGGGAGGCUCUUCGGUAUUCACUGCUGUAUGUGUGAGCUUUUUGGACAGCCAUGGUUAGCACAAUGAUUUGUUGCUUCUCUUAGAGUUUAUUUAAAGUGUGCCAUGCAUGAGAUUAGUGUUUUAUUUCUUGAAAUUUUAUAUUAUGCAAAGUGGGAAAUCUUUAAUGUGCUAAAUAAUAUAAAAUAACAUAAAUGGUAGAGUAUACUUGCAGGUAUACUGGGUUAUUACUGGUUUCUAUGGUUAUGCAAACUUGCAUAUGUCAAACUGCAGCUGAAGAUGAAAGGACACUUUCUGUAUUUUCAUUUACUAUUUGUAUUAUAAUAGUGCACAGAAGGUUGUAUGUGCCUAACAGUAUGACUAAAGGAUUUUACCCAGGCAAUUUCUCUAUAGAAAGUAGAAGUAAUUUUUUCUGAAAGAGAUCAGUGCAAUCUAAGCUGCUUUCUGCCUCAGGCUCUCCUCACUAGUGUACAGGCAAACUAUUUGUUAGUACUAGUCUGCUUGUGCAUUUGAGAUGGUAUUUCUUAAGGCAAAAUGAGUGGUCAUACACUUUUACCAUACAAGGUAAAAGUAGGGUUUUGUGUUCAGACUUUUAUGCUGGUGUAGUUAAAUGUUUGUGCCCUUUAUUUAUACCGCCUGAAGAAACAAAUUCAAAUAAUUACCAGUGAACACAUAAUUAGAGAUAAAUCUGUAUAGUUGUUAGAGUAAGGAUAAUGAAAAUGAGCAGGAAGUCCUGGAUGGUCAUAUCAUUGAGGGUAGGAGGGCUCCGCAGAUCCUGAUUGACUGGAGCAGCAAGCCAAGGCCAGCUGCGCAAGGUUCAGCAAGACCAAAGGCCAGGUCCUGUGCUUGGGUCACAACAACCCCAUGCAGCACUACAGGCUGGAGAAAGAGUGGCUUAAGGGCUGGUCAGCAGAAAAGAGACUUGGAGGUGCUGGUCAACAGCUAGCUGCAUGUAAGCCCGCAGUGUGUCCAAGUGGUCAAGAAGGCCAAUGGCACCUUGGCCCAUAUAGAAAAUAGUGUGUCCAGAAAGACCAGGGCAGGGAUUGUCCCCCUGUACUUGGCCCUGGUGAGGCCACACCUCAAGUCCUGUUCUCAGUUCUGGCCCCUUCACUACAAGAAAAACAUUGAGGUGCUGGAGUGAAUCCAGAGAUGGGCAGCAGAGCUGGGAAGGGUCUGGAGCACAGGUCCUGUGAGGAGCAGCUGAGGGAUUGAGUGGUGUGUAGUCUGAAGAGAAGGUUGGUCAGAGAAGACCUUAUUGUUCUACAGCCACUUGAAAGGAGGCUGUAGCAAAAUGGGGGUCAGCCUCUUCUGCCUUGUUUCAGGUGUUAGGAUGAGAGGAAAUGGCCUUGCCUCAAAGAAGGUUUGAAGUAGGUAUUGUAAAACAAAUUUCACUGGGAGUGGUUAGCCAUUGGACUAAGUUGCCCAGGAAGAUAGUGGAAUCACCACCUCUGGAAUCAUUCAAGAGUCAUCUGGAUGUGGCACUUGGGGAUACAGUUUAGGGGUGAUUAUGGUUGUGUUAACUUGAUGAUGGUACUAGAUGACCUUGAAGGUCCCCUCCAACCUCCAUGAUUCUGUAAUCAACAACAUAUGGUGUUAGUUCAGUGUAAUGGAGUGUGGGAGCUGUUCAGAUCUCUUCUGCUUGUUUAAUUACUCAUCUGCUGCAGCUGAGUUUGCAUCUUCAAAAUUUUUAUUUUUAUUUUUUUUAAAUAAAAAGAGCAAAUUGGAAAAUUUUCCACACAAUCUGUAAAGUUGCCCUUUGGAUUCAAAUUUUUAAGUGAACUUUUCUGCCAUGUUGUCCUGAUUCAGAAAAGCAUCUCAGCACACACUUAAAAUCUGUUUCCUGAGGGACACUCAUAUUUUAAGCUUGUGCUUAAGUUCUCUGGCUGAAUAAAACUGCUUUCCUGAACUGGUGCCUUAAUGGUUAUGCCUCCUAAUGGAAUUAUAGUUCUUAUGUAUACAUGGGUAAUAGUUGUGAGCAGUUUGUAUUUAGGAUGAUACAUCUUUUCAUAAACGUGAUUUUUUUGGGUUUUUUUUUGUUUUGGUUUUUUUUUGGCGGGGGGGUUAUGGGGUUUUGUUUGUUUGUUUUGUUUUUGUUGGGGGUUUUUUUGUGUGUUUUAAAUAAACAAAUACAUACCAGAAGUUGCAGCUUUCUCUGGUAAGUAUCUUUUGUGAUACUAUUAUUAAUGUUUUCUUAGAGUUGAUCAUAAAAGACCAUACAUCUUUGUGGAUCUAGAGACAUGAAAACAUAGAGCAUACUUUUUUAAUCUGAGUGGAACCAAAACUAUCUUUUCAGCCUUACAGUGGUGAUACAUUUUUUUUUCUUUUGGGGAGAGAGGUACUCAGGCAAAGUAUAUUGGAGAAGUUUGACUGGAGGCUUGUAGAUGAGGCUGUGUUUGUAUAGCAGAAAGGAGUUGAUAGAUGUAGUAUUGCCUUUCCCUAGUGUAUUCUACAGUGAGGUGUGAGCUGCUUGCAGAGAUUUUCAUCUACUUCACAUUGCCUUAGAGCAGAGGUGGAGGCAGAGAAGGAAAAUUAGUAGUCAAAUACUACUUUUCUAAAAUUCAGUUGAUAAAGCCAAAAGAAUAGAUUAAUUGUUGGAGACGGAAUGAAGAGAAAGUAACUGUUUCAGAAGUUGUCAUAUCUUGACAUUAAAUACCAUUGGGCAGGGGAGGUGGGUUCUCAAAGCAUCAAAUUCUAAAGUAACAUGGCAUUUAAACCCACUUCCCACCAAUCAAAACAAAACUCUCAACCCCAGAAUACCCCUAGUAUUGUGUGGUACUUGUAAACAAAUGAAGUAUUCCUAUUUGAGCACACAGUUGCUAAGACAAAGUCAAAUGUGUGAUAUUAGAUGAUGGCAAUCUGAAACUCUUCAAAGUGGGCUGUAUCUAAACAUUACUUUUUAUUAUGAAGUCAUAUGUUUUCACUAUAUUGUCUGCAGGAAUCUUUAAUUUUGCAAUUAUUGGGUGUAUGUUGAUACAAUUGUCAUGUAUGCAUCCUUUACACUUAAGUGGUUUCUUCCACCUUCCACAUACGCACAGUUUUGUUUCUCACUUAAUGUGUUAGCCACAUACACUUGUGAAUGGAUGUAAUUAUGCUGUUUUUCAUUGCAUUGGUUAUGAAGUCCACUGUACGAAAAUAAGAGGAAUGUUUUUAUGCAAAUAUUCCACUGCUCUGCAUACAAUUCUUGAGGGAGGGAGGGAGGAAGAAGGGGGAGGAAACUUGUUCUGACAAGUGAAGACUUGUUUCUAUUUCAUGGACUGUGUGAUGGAAACCACAGUUAUCUGCUGCUAAAAACUGAACUGCAAGGAACAUAAUAAUUUUAAAUUGCCAAAUGGUGUGUUGUGAUACUGUUGCAUUUAUUUUAUUUAAUACCAUUAUAUGUUUUCCCAUAACAGUUUUCCAUUUGUGUAUGGAAGUUUCCCAAAUAUUUGUCUUGUAGAUAUAAAUUUCUAGUUUGGGAAGAAGUAGAGUUCUUUUCACAGGUUUGUAAGAAAGCCUUGGUUUAAAUAUGCUCAUUAAAGGAAUUUUCUGUUUUAUAAGAGGAAAUUUAAGAUAAAAAAGAAAAAUAAAUAAACAGAAGAAAAAUAAAAACAAAGUUCUUGGGGAGGGGUCAGGAGUUGAACAGCUGUAGCAGUAGAGUUCCUUGUAAGGAAGCAUAAAACCUUGAGUGUGCACACGUGUGUGGUUUUAAUUAGUGGAAAUACUUAAGGCUUCCUAGUAACCCAAGUUUACAUUCCCAGAAUUUGUUUCUGAACUGUGAAAUGCAGAGAGAUAAGCUGUGCUUUCUUCUGGAGAAACAUUAACUGAUUUAGCUGCCCUCAUGUCCAUUUCUCAGGUAAAAUUAGAAAUAGAGCACAAAUGCAUUUGGUAGGCUACGGACAAUCUGUCAGCUGAAGGACAGAAGGAUUAACUAUUUAUACAAAAUAUGCAUAUCAGCAUCUCUAAGCUAAUAAUUGGGUCAUGUCGAAUGUUCACAGGGAAGAAUGCAAGGCAGAACUGAGAGUCCAAGGUAUGGUCUUUUCUGUUAGCAAAAAGAUGCAGACGUACCUCCAUUUGUAUUUCAUCAAUUCUUGAAAAAGACAUUUUUAUUUUUGUUAAUGACAGAUUUUGAUAGGGGCACUUCUGCCAAAUAUAAAAUCAGUGCCUCUUGCAUGUAGUGGGAUCAGCCUGAUGUAUCCCAUUUGGUAUAAUUUGCAAUGCCAUCCUGCUUGUAUAAUUUAGAGUAGAACCCCACGGAAGCGUAAAUAGAGAUAGCAUAUUGAAGUUCUAAAUAACACUUAUGUUUUGAAUUCAGAAACAGUCACUGAUUAUGAGAUGCAAGCUUUUUAUUUGAUUUUUCUUUAAUAUAUAGUUAAGGCAAAACUGUCUUAUAAGGUAUUAAGUUUUGUAGACAAUGCAUAAAUGUUAUUGUAUAUGUGCUAAUUGUGGCAAAGUUUUACAUUAUCAUUCUAGUUGGUUUUUACAAUAAAGUUAAUUUUACAAAAAACACUUUUCUAUUUUUAUGUACUGACAUAUGCAAUAAAUUGAUACGUUAAAAGUGCUGUUAA
This is a messenger RNA of Prinia subflava (tawny-flanked prinia), 6081 nucleotides long. RefSeq names its product abhydrolase domain containing 13 (gene ABHD13). The transcript has 3 exons. Gene Ontology annotation, molecular function: palmitoyl-(protein) hydrolase activity. Lineage: Eukaryota; Metazoa; Chordata; Aves; Passeriformes; Cisticolidae. The record is from RefSeq and is a predicted model, not a curated record. Bases 211 to 1224 code for a protein of 337 amino acids. Gene Ontology annotation, cellular component: membrane.